Molecule: messenger RNA, 326 nt
Organism: Morone saxatilis (striped sea-bass)
Lineage: Eukaryota; Metazoa; Chordata; Actinopteri; Moronidae
Product: polyadenylate-binding protein-interacting protein 2-like
Exons: 3
Coding region: 1-279 (92 amino acids)
Biological process (GO): negative regulation of translational initiation
Cellular component (GO): cytoplasm
Molecular function (GO): mRNA regulatory element binding translation repressor activity
Source: RefSeq, a predicted model, not a curated record
AUGGGCAUAUAUACAGAAUAUGGAUAUAAUAUUGUGGAGGAGGAGCUGUGGGAGGAGGAGUUUAUUGAGCGGUGCGUUCAGGAGCUGCUGGAGGAGGAGGAGCAGUGGGAGUGGUUCAUCCCGUCCAGAGACCUCCCCCCUCAGACCGGCGCUCAGCUGCAGGACCAGAUCAGUGUGCUGGUUCUGGACGCCGACGCCGACUUCGACCUCGUGGUGAACAGCAGUCUGAACCCCAACGCCAAGGAGUUCAUCCCGGGGAUCCAGAAACACGUCAUGUGACCCGGCCCGGUCCCAACCCCCCCCCAACCCCAGUCCACACUGUGACA